Molecule: messenger RNA, 2738 nt
Organism: Eubalaena glacialis (North Atlantic right whale)
Lineage: Eukaryota; Metazoa; Chordata; Mammalia; Artiodactyla; Balaenidae
Gene: DYM
Product: dymeclin
Exons: 18
Coding region: 314-2488 (724 amino acids)
Biological process (GO): Golgi organization
Cellular component (GO): Golgi apparatus
Source: RefSeq, a predicted model, not a curated record
GCCGGGCCUUUCGGUACCCGCGGCGUUCUCGGCAGCUUCCCUCUUCUCUCCCCGCCCCUGGGCCUCCGCACUGACGCCGUCCGGGCGGGAGCCGAGCCGGAGUCGGAGUCGGAGCCGGAGCCGCAGAGACGUGGAAACAUGGAGGCCUGAGUCGGUGUGCGCCAACCCGGCUGCGGCGGCGACCGCGGCUUGUUCUGUCCCCUCUGCCACGCGUUCGUCCGUCCGUGAGCUGGAAGCGGAUCCCCCCGCCGGCUGAGACAGGUUGUCUUGUGGAAAUGAAGGUUUAAGGACAAGUUAUCUACCAGAUUAAAAGAUGGGAUCGAAUAGCAGCAGAAUUGGUGAUCUUCCUAAAAAUGAGUACUUAAAAAAGUUAUCAGGCACAGAAUCUGUCUCUGAGAAUGACCCGUUCUGGAAUCAGCUACUGUCAUUUUCUUUCCCUGCACCAACUAGCAGUACCGAGUUGAAGCUCUUGGAGGAGGCAACCAUUUCAGUCUGCAGGUCUUUAGUUGAAAACAAUCCUCGAACAGGAAACCUUGGUGCACUAAUUAAGGUCUUCCUGUCUAGAACCAAAGAACUAAAACUUUCAGCAGAAUGUCAGAACCACAUCUUCAUUUGGCAGACACACAAUGCUUUGUUUAUUAUUUGCUGUUUGCUGAAAGUGUUCAUUUGUGAGAUGUCAGAGGAAGAGUUACAACUUCAUUUUACUUAUGAAGAAAAAUCUCCUGGCAGUUACAGUUCUGACUCAGAAGAUCUUUUGGAAGAAUUGCUGUGCUGUUUGAUGCAGUUAAUCACUGAUAUUCCACUCUUAGAUAUUACAUAUGAAAUAUCAGUAGAAGCUGUGUCAACAAUGGUGGUUUUCCUUUCCUGCCAACUCUUCCACAAGGAAGUUUUGCGACAGAGCAUCAGUCACAAGUACUUGAUGCGAGGUCGAUGCCUCCCAUAUACCAGCAAACUGGUAAAGACCUUGUUGUAUAACUUCAUCAGGCAAGAAAAGCCGCCUCCUCCAGGAGCACACGUUUUCCCUCAGCAGUCAGAUGGGGGAGGGCUGCUGUAUGGACUGGCAUCAGGAGUAGCAACUGGACUCUGGACUGUUUUCACACUGGGCGGUGUGGGCAGCAAAGCGGCCGCUGCUCCAGAAGUUUCUUCCCCUCUGGCCAACCAGAGUCUCCUGCUUCUGCUGGUGCUGGCCAACCUGACAGAUGCUGCAGAUGCACCAAACCCCUACAGACAGGCCAUCAUGUCCUUUAAGAAUACACAAGAUAGCAGUCCUUUCCCCUCGUCAAUUUCACAUGCUUUCCAGAUUAACUUUAACAGUUUGUAUAUGGCCCUAUGUGAACAGCAGACAUCUGAUCAAGCAACUCUCCUCCUGUAUACAUUGCUCCAUCAGAAUAGUAAUAUUAGAACAUACAUGUUGGCUCGCACAGAUAUGGAAAAUCUUGUUUUACCGAUUCUCGAGAUUCUGUAUCAUGUGGAAGAAAGAAAUUCACACCAUGUCUAUAUGGCCCUUAUAGUAUUGUUGAUCCUUACAGAAGAUGAUGGCUUCAAUAGAUCCAUUCACGAAGUGAUGUUAAAAAAUAUUACUUGGUAUUCAGAACGGGUUUUAACUGAAAUUUCACUGGGGAGUCUCCUGAUACUGGUUGUAAUAAGAACUAUUCAGUACAACAUGACAAGGACAAGAGACAAGUACCUUCACACAAAUUGUUUGGCAGCUUUAGCAAAUAUGUCGGCACAGUUUCGUUCUCUCCAUCAGUAUGCUGCCCAGAGGAUCAUCAGUUAUACCUGCCGCCACUUGCGGAGAUAUGUUUAUGUGUUGGACAAACUGUAUUUCCCCCACUCUCACUGUUCUACGCUUCAACAUUGCUUCUCGACCCUCAGUGACAAUGGAGAGGAACUCUUGUCUUUAACUUGCUCUCACAUUCUCAGAUCCUAUGCUUCCAGCUUGUUUUCCUUGCUGUCUAAAAAACACAACAAAGUUCUGGAACAAGCCACACAGUCCUUGAGAGGUUCGCUGAGUUCCAGUGAUGUUCCUCUACCAGAUUAUGCACAAGACCUAAAUGUCAUCGAAGAAGUGAUUCGAAUGAUGUUAGAGAUCAUCAACUCCUGCCUGACAAAUUCUCUUCAUCACAAUCCAAACUUGGUGUAUGCACUUCUUUACAAACGAGAUCUCUUUGAACAAUUUCGAACGCAUCCUUCAUUUCAGGAUAUCAUGCAAAAUAUUGAUCUGGUGAUCACCUUCUUUAGCUCGAGGUUGCUACAAGCUGGAGCUGAGCUGUCAGUGGAACGGGUCCUGGAAAUCAUCAAGCAAGGGGUCGUCGCACUGCCCAAGGACAGGCUGAAGAAAUUUCCAGAACUGAAAUUCAAAUAUGUGGAAGAGGAGCAGCCCGAGGAGUUUUUUAUCCCCUAUGUCUGGUCCCUGGUGUACAACUCAGCGGUAGGCCUGUACUGGAACCCGCAGGACAUCCAGCUGUUCACGAUGGAUUCCGACUGAGGACGGGACGCCGUCUCCCACCCUGACCCCCUCCAGCCAAGCAGCCCUUCUAGUUAUUUUCUUUCUGGGGAACAGAGGUAGACAGAUUCCCUGGUGCGUCUUCUAUUAAAGAGGAUCACACAGGCGUGUUUCCCUUGCACACUUGGGUUUGGAGAAUUGGUGCCAGUUGGCAGUAGAUCACUCAGUUUAGAUUAUAGUGCAAAAAAGGGGAGGGGAGUUACACACCAAUAAUAAAUGUAAAAACCUGCUA